UAUUUAGUUUCCUCCCUUUUACGGACCUGUUCUGUGAUGUUAUCUGCUCCACUGCGCUAAUCAGCUGAAGAUGGCCGCGUCGCUCAAGUCCAGUCCGUCACCGCCUGUUCUCCCAAAGCCAGAGAGCCGCAGGAGGAGACUCAACACCUCUGUGGUGUCUUCUGUGGAGGAAAGCGACGGUGUUCCUGAACUCCCUGAACUCCCAGAAUUAAAGGAGACAUCACCACUGAGCGACCAAGCCCAGUUGCAGAUUCUGCCUCUGCAAAACGAUUUAAUACCAGACGAACUGCUCACCACCCUCACCUCAGCCGUCUGCGCCCAGGGCAGACUGGGCCCACCCAGGCUGACCAAAACCCCAAAACACUUAAAGGUUUGUGGAGUACGCGCACCCGAUCCAGUAUGGCACCAUUCUUUUGGCCGCAAAAAAUACCAGUACUUUCUUGAUCAACCCACGUCAGUGACCGGAGCUGGCAGGGAUAUCUCCUUUCUUUGUGAUGCCCUGGCAGCUCAGAAGCAGCGAAUGCCCCUCCCGCCGAUGACUGACAGGAGCACCACUCAAUCAGUUGAUAUUCAGAAGGAUACACUUUCCAUGGAGACUUUAAUCCCAGCAGAAUAUCACAUAGUGAAACAUAAAGGGCUGAGAGGACUGCAGUGUUAUGAUGACAAAUUCACAGUUCUGUUAGAGGACGAUAAAAAGAAGCUCAAAGUCUUUCCAUCAAUGAAGCCCAGUGGACGUCUGGAGGCAGUGCAGCUAAUGAAAGUGAUGGAUGAUAUGCUGGAGAAAGCAGGCGUCAAUCAAGAGUUUGAGGAGCUCACUGGCCUCUCACAAAUGCAAGGUCUGCUUGAGUUGGUCCGUGUGGAGCAGAACAUCUACAACAUUGUGUUUCACGAGCUGAUCCGGCAGGUGAGUGUGGAGUGUGCAGAGAGGGGCCAGCUGCUAGCCAAACUCAGGCGGCGGUAUGUUGCUCUGCUGGACCGUAUCCCACGGCAACUUAAGGGUCUGCAUACAGAGACCCUGGCACAGAGAGCUCUGAACCGACGGCUGACAGAGGAGCUCAUCUGCUUCAAGCGCUCCAUCACACAGCUUAAUGAAGAGCUGAGUAAGAUGAGGGAGUGUGAUGAGCAUGUGUCCAUGCAGGCCAAGAGGGCCCAGGAGCAGCUGGCCAAAGCACUUGAGCAAUCACAACGCAACUCUGAUUUGGUUGGGGAGUACCAUGACCUAUAUGAGAUGCAGAGGAGAAGGCUGGAGGGACAGGUGGCCACACUGACUGAGGAGAGGGACUUAUGGAGCAAGGUCACCUACAGCCUCGCUCUUAAGGUUAUUAAGUUAAAUAACCUGCAGCUGGUCAGCAGGCUUCAUGUUAGUGAGCAGACAUGGAGCAAAACGGCAGAGCACUUCACUGUCUUUCUGACCACAAAGGACUCUGAGGACCUGAACCGUGUCAUGCAGCUGACCGAGCAGUGGGAAGAGAAUUUGACCAGCUUCAUGGAAAAGCUGAGAGAAACCGAGCGAAAGCAGUGUGAAAACAUGAGGUCCAUCCAGAAUAACAUUGUCAAGUGGCACAAGUUCUGUGAGGCUAACAUCAGAAGCCCAGAUGUGAUAUUUGAAAAGACUUCAGAGGAGGAGUUGUUCAGAGACUUGAAGCAAUGGUCAACGAUGUUAACCAUGGAGUGUGAACGGUAUGGAGGAGAAGACCUUCUCUCUGGUCAGGAGACUCUCAACACACUUAUUCAGCUGCAGGAAGAAUGGGUGGAGGUGUGUCUGCAGCUGUUCAGGAGACAUCCAGCCCCAGAUGGAGAGCCACCUCAGGGUCAGGCGGCCAUGAGGGAGCUGAGCGGUGCUGUCACUGAGCUCCAUAAGCAGCUGGGCACCCGUAUCAAUGGAGAGAGCGGCAUUCAUCAACAGUUGAUGUCUCUGAGUGGAGGAAUGGAUUUCUGGGCCAACAAACUGAAGUCCUUUAUUAGUCAACCUGAAGUUUUGCCUCACUCUGAUUGGCUAAAGCUGGAGAAGGCCUUAGGGAGCUGGGUGAAGUUGUCUGAGGAGGCCCUGCUGAACGUUGACAGCACCCAGCCAGAGGGUGAGAAGAUAAAACAGAAGCUGCACAUCAGGAUUGAAAUCGAUGAUGUCUUCAGCUCACUAAGGGAGUUCAUCUUGUCUCAAAACAACUUCUUCGACUAUGAAAACAUGACACUGUGUGAAGAGGUCAGUUCCAUGCACACUCUGCUGACCCGCUGGAUGGUAGACUUGCUGCUGCAGAUGGUGCCCGAUCGUCUUGAUGACCAGGAGCCGCCUUUUCCAGCAAACACAGAAUUGAGCAUCUUAAAGGAUGUGUCUCUUCAGAAGCUGGAGGAAGAUGCCAAGAGUCUCUCUCAGAAACUGCACUACUUCUCCAAAUACAUCACAGGCUCUUGUCAGGCCAUUGUGGAGGAGCAGGUCCAGAAGAGCCUGAGCCAGGAUGAAAAAGAGAAUGAACUGUACCAGCUCUCCAAGCUUCAGAGGGAAUGUGCCGAGUGGGUGGAGGUGUGUCAGAUCCUGCUGUCUGAUAUGACGGGACGUCCUGUGGAGCUGCAGCGGGAGGGGAAAGCUGUGCCUCAGUCUGUCACUGACAUCCCAUCAACAAUGGCCAGCGUGGACUCUCUAGUGGGUGACCAUAUUAAACCAGAACUGCCCGCAGAAGGUGAAAAACAUGAGGAAGAGGAGCAGGAAGCCAUGAAAGCAGAUAGUAGGCCUCAUCCGUCUAAAGAAACUGAUGAGCAGGGGGAGGAGGAGAAGACAGAGGAGGUCACAGAUGAAGGUCCAGUUCUGAAGCUAAUAGGUCAUGAUGGCCACAUCAUUGAGCAGACUUUGGGAGAAGAGACUGUGGAGCUCACUGGGACCAAUGAUCUCGUAGGGCGGCCGCACACUGAGAACGCACAGCAAGCCUUCAGUGCGCUGGCUACUGUGGGAGUUCUUCAGCAGGAGUUACUAGCUGCAGAGGCUCGUGCCUUCAGCGCUGAGGAGAGGGCUCUAAAUGCAGAGGAAGCCCUGCAGGCAGCUCUGGAGAAGAUCCAGGUCUUAGAGAGACAGAUUCCCCAAAGGCCCAGUCCAGAGAGCAGUGUGAGCAAGAAGUCUGUUACGCCAGUUGCCAAGACGGCAGUCACUCCUGAACCCAAAGAGGUGAGCCAGAAGCCUACUUCCACCUCCAAACCCAAUAAAGGCAGCAAGAAACGCUGA
Molecule: messenger RNA, 3214 nt
Organism: Colossoma macropomum (tambaqui)
Lineage: Eukaryota; Metazoa; Chordata; Actinopteri; Characiformes; Serrasalmidae
Gene: axdnd1
Product: axonemal dynein light chain domain containing 1
Exons: 25
Coding region: 71-3214 (1047 amino acids)
Source: RefSeq, a predicted model, not a curated record